AUGGUACAGUCCAACCUUGAUCCCCUCGCCGAGCAAGUCGAAAGCGAGAAUGAGCUCGAAGGAAGUGAUGGCGCAGACUCAAUAGCAAGCUCCUCAGGCAUAGCCCUCGAACCCAUUCACGAAAACGGCCGAAGAUACUGUAAUGAAAUGUACUUCAUGCCGAACGACGAGCCCGAGCAGACCCGCCUGAGUAUCGUCCAUCAAGCAUUUCUAAUCUUGCUAGAUGGAGAAUUGACCACAGUCCCCCUGCCACCGGAAGGUCCAAGUCGUGUGUUAGACGUUGGUACGGGCCCGGGGGACUGGGCUGUUGAAAUGGGGCAACGGUAUCCGAAUGCAGAGAUCAUCGCGACAGACAUCAGCAUCUUUGACGGAGGUCCAGCCAUCAUCGGUCUUCCGAGCGUUCACUUCCAGCUUGACGAUGCUGAGGACGACUGGACGUACCACGCACCAUUUGACUUUAUCCAUUUUCGAGGUCUUUCCGGCGCAUUCAGAGAUUGGCGAGGCGUGUACGAGCAAGCCUUCAAACAUCUGAAGCCCGGCGGAUACAUUGAAGUAGUUGAGAGCGACCCGGCGGCAGAUAUCGUGACAUGGGCCAAUUCGAAUCCAGACUCUUAUCAUAACAUCUACGUCUCUGCCAUGCGGAAUGCCGCCGAUUCUUUGGGUUAUCCACGCGGCCGUGAUCAUUUGAAUCGUUCGUUGCUGACGUCGAUAGGGUUCGUGGAUGUUGGUGUUCAGGAUAUGAAUGUGCCAGUCGGGGCAUGGCCGCAGGAUGACCGGCAGAGAACGUUGGGCAAGAUGGUUCUUAUUGCGUGUCUGGAAAGCCUUGAGGCGAGAAGUCUCAGACCGUUGACUGCUACUGGGCAUUGGAAAGUGGAUGACGUGCGAGAUCUGUGCGAGAAGGUGAAGCAAGAGUUGAUGACGUCUGAAGGGUUGACCAUGUCUGUGCGGUUUGUAACAGCGCAGAGACCGGAGAAUACUUAG
Molecule: messenger RNA, 981 nt
Organism: Talaromyces amestolkiae
Lineage: Eukaryota; Fungi; Ascomycota; Eurotiomycetes; Eurotiales; Trichocomaceae
Exons: 2
Coding region: 1-981 (326 amino acids)
Molecular function (GO): methyltransferase activity
Source: RefSeq, a predicted model, not a curated record